CUUCCAUGCUAGAAGAGGCAGUGUUGUAUCAGUCACACUUGGAUCCUGCAGAAUGUCACCUCUGUAAUGACCUACCUUUGUUUUGGUUUUGAUGGACGUGUGCACCGGCGAGUAAGAGCACUCGCUUGCAGCCUGUGGACCAAUCAGGACGGCUCUGGACGCAACGAUGGGUAACAGUGUAGUGAGAGAUGGCGCCCAGCUCGAAAUCUGAAAAGGACUAUAACAAACAGAAAGCUCAAAGAAAGCAUAAAGACCAUGUCGUGAAGCUUCUCAUGCAUGGCAAGCUAUCAGGACAGUUUUCUCAGCGCCUGUUCAGGAAGCUCCCACCUCGAGUGUGUGUUCCAUUAAAAAACAUUGUCAGCGAGGAGUUCCUGAGAGCAGGACACAUCUUUCUUGGCUUCACCAAAUGUGGCCGCUACGUUCUGUCCUACACCAGCGACUGUGGAGAAGAUGAUGACUUCUCCUUCUAUAUCUACCAUCUCUUUUGGUGGGAGUUUAACCUGCACAGUAGACUCAGACAGGUCCAUCAUGUCCGUUUGUUUGCUGGUGAGGAAAUCUACAGCGACCUGUACCUGACUGUGUGUGAGUGGCCAAAUGAUCACUCCAAAAUUGUCAUCUUUGGCUUCAAUACACGCAGUUCAAGUUCUGUUCUGAUGAAUCUAAUGAUGAGUGAUGAGAACAACAGAGAUAUCUACAUUACCGUCGCUUCCAUGCCUCCCCCUAAACCUUGCUCUUACUGCUGCCCAGUUCCCUCAGCCACUACCAUCCGCACAGGAAGUGGUGAGUGUCUGGAACAUGGCUAUAUGCUCAACAGCAGGUACCAGGUGGUGUACCCAUUCCCAACUUUCCAGCCAGCUUUCCAGCUGAAGAAGGACCAGGUCAUCUUUUUAAACACUAGCUACUCUCUGGUUGCCUGCGCCAUCUCACUCUGCCCAGGUAAGCAGGGUCAAUCAUCGCAGAUCCUCUACACAAAGAGAGCAGUUUUGUCAACUCAAGCCACCGCAUACGUUUCCCUCACCUCCUCAGCCUCUUCUUCCUCACUACCUCAGGGAUCUCCUGAAAGCCGACUGCCACUUAGCAGACCUGCUCUGAUCCCCUCAUCUCCUAGCCAGUCGCAGGCAGCUGUGAGAGCCCGGGAGUUUGCAGCCAACCUCUUCAAACGGGCCCAGGGAGGAAGAGGAGGAGGAGGGGGGAAAGAAACUGAGAACCAGCAAGAAACAAAACCAGGAGACAAAGCGAUAAAUGUAGAGAGCAGAAAAGAGGAGGGGGAGGACGAAAGACGGACUAGUUUACCACAAGCAUCAACAUCAGGUUUGAGCCACAAUUCGCAUCAGUGCCCAGAACAUGUGAUGUCUCCUGAAUCCUCUUCCUCAUCUCCUUCAUCCCCUCCAACCCCAUCCUCGUCCCAGGAGGUUGGCCCUAGCGAGCCUGGAUAUGUAAACUACUUACGCCUGCACUACUGUCUCCAGCAGCCAGGGGCAGCAGAGCAGAAUCCAGGAGGUGCUGGAGGUUAUGAAGAUGAUAAAGUUCAGCUACCUUUCACGGUCACUGAUCUGAAAGGACGGAACCUGCAGCUGGUCACUGGACCACAUCGUGGACAGACGGUGUGUGUGGAGCAGUUGACUCUAGACUUUGAGUAUCUUAUCAAUGAGGUGAUCAGGAGCGAUGCUGCCUGGGCUUCUCAGUUCUGCUCCUUCAGCGACUAUGACGUGGUGAUAUUAGAGGUGUGUCCAGAGACCAACACUGUGAUGAUCAACAUUGGCUUGCUGUUACUGGCUUUCUCCAACUCCGAUGAGGAGCACUGCAGGCCAAACACCUACCAUUCCAAUCUCCAAGUUAGCUGGGACCUAAAUACUGGCAUAUGUUGCACUGUGGGCGUUGGUGACCUUACUGAGGUCAAGGGUCAGACCAGUGGGAGUGUGUGGAGUUCUUACAGGAAGUCCUGCGUGAACACAGUGAUGAAGUGGCUGGUUCCUGAGAGCAGCUCCCGGUAUAUCAAUCGCAUGACAAAUGAAGCUCUACACAAAGGCUCAUCUCUGCAAGUGUUGGCAGACAGUGACCGAUGUACCUGGAUUGUAUUAUGAAGACAAAUGAGGGCCACAAGUGUCAAAGCAGUGGCAACUAAUGCACCUCCUCACUAUCUACCUGGCCUCAUUUUUAGUUUUGAGCAUGACUUUAAUCUCCGCAGAGCUGCACAUGUCCAGUGUAACAUAGUGAAAACAUGUCAAACUGAACAAAGAACGCUCUAGGUGAAAUGCCACCAAGAUAAAUUUAUAUUAGGUGAUCUGUCUAACGGGCUACAGGUUUAAUUGUUUAAUCUUUAGUUAUAAUUGUGUACUGUAUUAUUGCAACCAUCAAAACCAGGAGCUCAUCUGAAUGAAGUUUGUUUUUACCUUUUCUUUUUAUACAAAACGGUGUACUUUUAAGUGUGUGUGUGUAUGAGUGCAUUUUGUGCAUGUGUGUCUGUGUCUGUAUCUGUACCUGUGUGACACUGCUAAGGUGAAUUCACAGAAUAAGUGUGUGCAUGUGUGAUGUGUCUAACAUUUGACAGAUUUUGCUGCUUCUGAACAAAUUGUUUCCUCAUCUGGCAUGGACCAGUUCAGUCUGUCUGUGUUGAUUUAUAAGGCCGCAGUAUUUAAAGUGAGACAAGGUGAAACUGGCACUGCUCCAUUUGGCCUCUACCAUGGAAGUAGUCGUGGUAGGUGCAUGUUCAGCUAGUUGACAGUCAUGGACAUGGAAGUAAGAUCACAUUCUGUUGGGAGAUUUUGUUAAAAUAAAAUGUUCAAAA
This is a messenger RNA of Monopterus albus (swamp eel), 2788 nucleotides long. RefSeq names its product DDB1 and CUL4 associated factor 15 (gene dcaf15). The record is from RefSeq and is a predicted model, not a curated record. The transcript has 13 exons. Gene Ontology annotation, biological process: protein ubiquitination. NCBI's taxonomy places the organism in Eukaryota, Metazoa, Chordata, Actinopteri, Synbranchiformes, Synbranchidae. The coding region runs from base 189 to 2084 and encodes 631 amino acids. Gene Ontology annotation, cellular component: Cul4-RING E3 ubiquitin ligase complex.